UUUAAAAUCCACUCUCGUUGAGAGAACUCGCCUGUUUCCGGAGCUAUGCCUCGGUGAUUCUAUUGAAAUCGACGACGAAAUUUGAAACCACCUAGCGACUGGACAAACAGACGGAUCACGAAGAGAAGGCUUAGGGGAUUUAAAUAUAUGUUCAAAUCCAUAACAUGAGCGCUAUGGAAGGUAAUAUAUCCUGAAAUUUUUAUCACAUUUCCGAGGGUAACAAAUACGUGAUUUUGUUGUUUGUUUCUAUAGCUGUAAAUUGCAGCGGAUGCAAAUUCCCGAUUCAAAAAGACGUGCAUUCGGCGCUGGGGCUAAAAUGGCAUCGGAAUUGCUUUAGGUUUGUGUAUUAGUUGUUUAAAUAAUGUUAUCUUGGGUUUUCCUGCUUUGUUAACCUAUUUAUUCCUUUUAUUUACCUGUAUAGGUGUUCGGAAUGUUUGAGUACCAUACCACUCCAUUAUAUGCCUCGCGAUAAUGUUCUGUAUUGCAAGAAGGAUUAUAUUCUAAAAUUUGGCGAACAUUGUCAACGAUGUGUUAAACAAAUCACUGGACCUGUUAUGGUAUGAAAUAAAUGCUAACAUAGAUUAUAUUUUUGAGUAUCUGUCCCCAAAAUCAAGCCACAAUUUAGUUAGAUCUAAGAUCUAUCAUAUAUCAUGUGGACUUGGCAAUUUUAAUUGUCAGGUAAAAAUCACGCUAUUUUAUAUGAUAUUUUAGAUAGUUUAUUAAUUUACAAGGUUUUUGAUAAUAAAGGGACUUUCUUCGGAGCUUAAUUAGAAUUUUUUAGAGUCUUCAAAGAAUGUUUCAGCUUCAUUUUGUAACAAAUUACACUCUGGAAUGUUGAUAUUUAUACAAGGAAAAACUCAGAAUGGUUUAGUAUAGUUUUCUGCACGAAUGUUUAGAUAUUUUUGAAAGAAUUAAGUAAGUAUAUCUAGGCUAUAAAAUCUUCUAAGAUGUCGUUUAGUUUCAAAGGAUGUGAACUAUUAUGCCUGUUAGCACACCUUUCAGACAUAAACAAACUUUCAUAAUAGCUUGUUCACAUUAAAUAUUCUUGACAGCAGUUUACAGUAAUAUCAAGCCAAAAAGCAUGUUUAUGUAUAUUUUCAACACAAAAUGCAAAUUUUAUACCUUUGGAAUAAUUGAUUGCAAAAUCUCUGUUUUUAACUGCUUGUAAACAAGAAGUUCAGCUUUCAUUUGAGUCAUAUGAUAGUCAGAUAAUUUGCCUAUAAAUCCUGUCUCUGUCAAAUUCGAUACUUAUCUUAGUGUAAGGUUACUGUUUUGUCUCGGAUUUACCGACAAACUGCCUUCAAUCUGCCUCAAAUGACAUAUUCUAAACUGAUUAAGACACUAAUGUCACUAAUAUGCAUAUUUUUAUGUCGUACUUUGAUUUCGCCAAGGAGAAACCUCUUGAGUUCAUGUGAUAUAAGUUUCAAAUUUAACCCUUUCGACACUCAAAAACAAAACACAGCCAUCCAUCCAUCAACAAGUAUUUGAAUUUAUUUUAAUCUUAGGUUGCUGGCGAACAAAAAUAUCAUACUGAAUGCUUUGUAUGUACAAAGUGUUUGAAGUUCAUUGGUUAUGGUGAUGAAUAUAUGUUAGUUGAACGACAUAAUUUGUACUGGUAAGUUUCAAUUUUACUUUAUUUUGUACUUCAUUGGCGAGUUUCAUUAUGAAGCACUAAUGUCAACCUGCAGUUUAUUAAAUAUCAGAACGAGAAAACAAUGUUAAUUAUUUCCAUUAUAUGUUGUAUUUAAAGGCAAACGAAUGAAAUUGAGAGAUGUAAUUUAAUUUUCUUGCUCCAAAGUUGACCAUCAUCUGUUGAAACUAUAAGCUUACUGCAACGCAUCAAUAUUGGCAUCAGCAUAUGGCAAACGCGUUUAAUAUUUAGUUCUUUGAGAAUAUUACUUCAUCGUGAUCAAGCCUGCAUUUGCUUGUAUUGGGUCGAAGAAUCUCUUAGAGUUAUUUUUUGAAAGAUUUCUUUGUGAUAUGUGUGGGGGACGAUUAAGAUUGCACACUGCUUUACUGUCGAGCUGUCUAGAACUUUGGUUGUUUUCGCUUAUUAUUCUCUUUUGUUAUAGCUUUGUGUAUUUGACAGCAGGGUGUAUGGACAAUAUAUACUAGUAUAGUUGAUCAGUUAGUGACCUCUAAAUUAUUUAGUGCAUAAGCUAUGCGGAUAUAUAACAAUCUUGAAGCAAUAUUUUCAAGGAAAUACAUUAAAUAUCAUUUGGAUUACGUAGUUGCGAGUUAUGUGUUGCUAUAGAUAUUCAAUUUGAGAACAGAUUUAUAUUCUAGUUUCCUGCAAAACAGUGUGAUGCCUGAUAAAUAUAUACAAAGUAACAUAUUGGUCUGAUUUACUCACAACAUAUAUCCAUGGGCAGACAAUUUCUGUUUGUCUUUGAAAUACUUGUUUGGGGUUCAGCUUUGAGCUUUAUAUAUUUGCAUAAGGAAUUCAAUUAAUUUGUUAAUCAAUAAUUAGACAAUUAAUGAAUACAUACAACUUAACUGGGACAAAAUGAAUUGUAUGGUUGAGUACCAUGAAUAUGAAUGAGUAAAAAAUUCUUGGGUGGUAUUUCAAGUUAGAGUAUUUAUAAGUGGUUUCACUAAGCACUAUACAGCAUGCUAAUUACUUUCAUUAUUAUACAUAGUAGUUUCGUAUUUUUUUGUGGUAAAUAAAUAGAAUGUGUAGUUUAGAUUAUUUUGUCAUUCUGACAACUGCAGGAUGACCGUCAUCUCCUGCACGAUAGUGCUUAGUGAAACCUUGAAUAAUGCUUCCAAGCUCAGACAUUGGGAAAAUAAUGAUUUUUUUUCUAUAUUUAGCAAUGAUUGUUACAAACAUUCAAUCCUCCCAGCAAUAAGUACACCAGUGAGUAAACUGGGACGCUGUCAUACAAUCCAGCACAUCAACCUGGCACCAACGCCAGUCGGUCGACGUAAAUUUUCUGUUCUUAUUGAGAAAGCAAACAACAUCAAUAAGCUGCUGCGUUCAGCGGCAAGUUUGGCUCAGAAUGGUGAGAGACGGAGCUUCAUCGCAAUCGAAAAGUACGUUGAUCAUUUAUUGAGUACUGGUUAGCUCUAAACUGUUCUCUCCAGAGAUCCAAUAAGGAUAAUCCCUUAUAUUGAUCCACUCUAUCAGUUCUCAACUGUUCUGCCUAGAGAUCCAGUAAUUAAGGGUCAUCUUUUAUUGAUCCAAUGUUACUACAGGAGGAAACCUAAACUAAACUAACUUUAUUUGUACUGGAUAGUUCUAUCAGUUCUAAACUAUUCCACCUUGAGGUCCAGUAAGGAUCAUCUCUUAUUGAUCCAACUGGUGUUACUACAGGAGGAAACCUAAACUAACUUUACUUUCUAGUGGAUAGCUCUAUCAGUUCUAAACUGUUCUCCCUAGAGGUCCAGUAAGGAUCAUCUCUUAUUGAUCCAGUGUUACUACAGGAGGAAACCUAAACUAAAUUAACUUUAUUUAUACCGGAUAACUCUAUCAGUUCUAAACUGUUCUCCGUAGAGAUGCAGUAAGGAUCAUCUCUUAUUGAUCCAGUAUGGUUACUACAGGAGGAAACCUAAACUAAACUCACUUUAUGUUCUACUGGAUAGCCAGGGAUGCCGGAACUGGGGGAGGGGCAGGAGGGGCAGCUGCCUCUCUUGCCUUUUGCUAGGAGGGGCAAGGGGGGCAGAAGUGUCCUUUGAGUUGUACUAUAAAUCAAUACUACCUGAUAAAUCACAUUUCCAGCGAUGCUUUUUGGGCAAAAUCAUGAGGUGUGAUCUUGAAUGUGACCUGAAUAAGUGUGUUUGCUUUCAUUGGCAAGUCAACACAUUAUUGUAGGUUUAUAUCUUCACCGGGAUCUAUAGAGGUGCCCUUUGGUGUGUGCUUGCCCCCCUUUGCCUUUUUAUUGUUCCGGCAUCUCUGUGGAUAGCUCUAUCAGAUCUAAACUCUUCUCCCUAGAGGUCCAGUAAGGAUCAUCUCUUAUUGAUCCAGUGUUACUACUGAGGUAAACCAGAGCAGCACGAGAAAACCUGUGGUGUUUGGUAGAGUCAAACUUGAAGCACUCUUCUCACAUGCAACUGUGCAUAUUGCAGGAAUCAAAGUCACAGAGGUGAAAGCACUAACCACUGCAAGACUAUCAUCACCUCAUCUAUUAGGAAGACAAAAUAGUUACUGUACCUAUAUAUAACCUAUUGGUCAUAUUCUCAACUGUCAUUGAUUGUUAACUUUUAAGAUGAAAUCACCAUGGUUAUAGAUUGCAGACUGAGAGAUUUAAUUCCAAUAUUUUAGUGUUGAUGCAAGCAGUGAGUUGAAAGCCAGGGGGGUGCAGAGCGGAGAUAAAGUUUUGGAAGUGAAUGACAUCAUGGUUACUGAUGCCACAGUGGAAAAGGUAUGCCAAACUUCAUAAAAGUUAAGUAAAGAUGUUACAGUGUUACGACUGGGUAAAAGCAGAAUCUGACUGAUACACUUUACUGUUUAUCACACUUUGGCACCAAUAGCCUCAUUUCAACGUUUGCCUGUUUUAGCAAGGGAGGCGAACAUGAAGGUUAUAUCCCCGGUUUCUUGCAUGGAUAUGUUUCUCUUUGAUCUUGAGCACAAUCACAAAACUAUCCUUAACCUUAUUGUGCUCUAAACAUGGGGAAAUAAGUUCAUGGAAACAAGGCCAUUGAGUGCAAUAAACAGUACAGUCUAGUUUUUACCAGUUUGAAACUCUUAUUCUUGGGGCCCACAGUAAUUGGUAAUUACGCUGUUGCGAAUUCCCUGCCACUAUGUAAGGGAUGGACCAUUAGAAAAGUGAUGGGGGAGGGGAUUUUCUAAGAGGCAAUAUAUAUAUUUUUUGUACACCUAUAGAAGAAUUUUUUUCUCACUUGAUGGCUGGAAUUUUUUUUUUAAGUGAAAUUUAUAGGCCUAUCUUCCAAGCAAGGAAUUUUUUUUUGCACUAUGCCUGGGAAGAUUUUUUUUUCCUAAUUUUUUUCUGGGAAUAAUUUUUUGGGGGGUUUUGCCCCCCCCCCCCCUUUGCUAAUGGUCCAUCCCUAAUAUGUAUAAGGCGAAUUAAAUACAUAAAUAAAAAUAAAUAAAUUAAAUUUGAGUUCAAUAAUAACCACUAAAAGUUUAGUGAAAAUGUUUCUUCCAGCUCUCUCAAAUAAUCUCCAACCCUCAGCGAGUGCAGACUCUCACCAUUGAGCGAAACACAGCCAAUCAACCUCCCCCUCUGGAAAUAAACCAACCCACAAAACCAGACACCAUCAAAUCACCUAUCACACGGUCGCCUGUUGGUAGGCAUCCCUCUCUGGAUCUAAUAGGUAGCCCAAAUUACGACCAGAAGUUCAAGAGACACCAUAUGCCUUGGGAGGAAGACACUUUUGAGAAUGAGGAUUCAAAUUCUACAGACAGAAAAACACGCAAAAAACCAGAAAGAGCGAACUCGUUGCCUCGGAGGUAAUUAGAAUAUUUUGCGUAAAGCGGCUUUUGCUUGAAAGAGAAAGCUGACAGAUAAUCUAUCUGUGAAUAGACAACUUGCAUGUUAGACUAAUUUUUGAUCUAGUCGGAAAAAAAAGUAAAUUCCCGUAAAAUUAGUAAAAUUGCAAAAUUUGGUUACGAAAUGUUGUAAAAUACGGAAAAUAUAUCCUUGCGAAGUUUGCAUAUUUUGUAUAUGUUUGUAUUACCUGCAGAAAUUGUUACCAUUUUUGUGCCGAAAAUGGUAACAAUUUCCGCAUGCAAUACAAACAUAUACAAAGUUUGCGGCAAACUUUGCAAGACUAUAUUUUCCAAGCUUUAUAUAAUUUCGUACCCAAAUUUUGCAAUUUUACUAAUUUCAUUAUGUUCUUUUUAGCUGUGGUGUUUGAUUCCCUUCUCUUUACUUUAUAGAUUAAAUUUAGUCUAACAUGCAAUUUGUCCAUUAGAUAUAUAUAAUAAUGUGCCACUCUAUAUACAUCAGGCAACGGUUCUGGCAACAAAAGUUAAGACGCAAGAGCAGUAUACCUCAUGAGCAGACAAACUGUCAAGGGUGUGUUGACUACAAAAUUUUUGUAGUUCGCUAUAUACUACAGCUACUUUAAAAAUAUGUAGUCAGCUACAACUACUGCUACUUUUGCUAUAGCUACUGCUUAAAAAAUGUAGCGAACUAUUUCGCUACACUAUAUUUUUUAGUUUUACUAUAUAUUUGGAGCACCUACUAACUCAGGCUGUAAUCUAACUUAUAACAAAUCGACUUACGAGUAGCAACAAUAAGCACAAAGCAACAUUUGUAAGCACUACAGUGUUCAGGAGUGCAAAAAUAACUAUCGAGUAUUGAUUUUAAGCAAACCUUGUCUCAAUAUCAUGCUAUUCUAUCAAGUUGCUAACAAUUUUAAAAAGUAGCGAAUAGCGAUUCGCUGUUUGAAAAGUAGUCAACUAUACUUGGCUACUUUUAGACAAAAUGUACUGGCUACUUGAAAAUUGUAGUUCACUACACCACAACUACUUCGCUACUACUCACCCUUGCAAACUGUUCACAUAACUUCGAUUGAUAGGGAUGCAACUACCUGAAAAAUUCAAGGAGAACUUCGACGUUUCGAGCGAAGGCCCUUCAUUGGGAAGUUACUACCUUCGCUGACAGUCUGACAAAGACCGUUCAAAAAACAAAACUACUUACAUUUUUGUAUGCGUGCCAAAGCAUGCAGUACUUAUAUGCUUUCAUUUGCUUCGUUAGAGACUAAUUAAAAGUACUUGUCUAAGUGUCUUUCUUUACAAACCACACUUAAGUAACAAUUGUCAAUGAAUUCACAUAAAAUACCUCACAUGAUUUCGAAUGUUUUGACUGUUGGCGUGGUGAUGAGCCGUGAGAAAGACGCAAAUAAUGUAGGCUUUACUUUGAGCAGUAGCUUUUGGCCUCACUCGAACAAACAACAUUCCCGUAUAAUAUGCUACUGAAGGACAACUUUGUACGUUUAAUAACGUAGCCGUUUGAACAACAACGACGUGCUAGAAUGCUCAAGGGAAUGCAAGUUAUAGUUGCCUUUGUCUGAGAGUAAAAUAAUUCUUUUACUGCUCAGAUAGUCCAUCUUGACCACUUUUGACGGGUGAUCCAUUUAUUUUGCGUUAUUCACAGAGAAAUUACCAAACGAACUUUCUUAUCUUUGCGCAAGUUCGUCCAGAAGGAUCAUGCGUCAAACUUUUUCAAUAAUUUUUUUGUAGUAACUCCACGGACAACAAUAAUGUUAUGAAGUGUAACUCUCCACUGCAUCGCUCACAGUCUAUGAAAGCUGAAGCGGGACAGUAAGUGUCUAUGCUUUAUUUAUCUACUCAUACAACGCAACCCUUUGCACAACAGUUAGCUUUGCACACGCAAAAAUCUCACAUCUUGUAACGAGUUUGUCAACAAGCCGCUCGUCAACAAGUUGUCUUCGCACUGCCUGUCACAAGUUGUCAACAAGUUUAACAAGUUCGAUACAGUCAUGAUAUAGCAGUAUUGUUACAACCUUGUGUCGUCAACCUUGUAACAUUCUUGUUUAUCACGACUGUAUCAGACUUGUUAGAACAACCUUGUGACAAGCCUGAUGAUGCCAUCAAGCUUGUUACAAGUUGUUAACAGCUUGAUACAAACUUGUUACAACAACUGGGAACAAGCAGGUGCGAACAUAACUUGUUGACAGUUUGUGAACAUAUUUGUAACAACUUGUUUGCAGACUUGUGACAACUUGUGCGUUUUUACGUGUGUACCAUCCAGUCAAGAUCCAGUGUUCGGAAUGUCCCAUAGUCUUUUCCUUGUUUUUAAAAUAUCUUCAUGAUUCAUUCCUUUGAAAAUAUAUGCAAUAUCCACCUCUGUUUAAUUUCUAGAGUAUUUCGUCCAUCAGAUCUCAUCGUUGGUGAAGUCAUUGGUAAAGGGUUCUUUGGUCAAGUUAGUAAGGUACACAGAUAUGUUAAUAUCCAAUAUUUUGGCCAUCUCGCUUGUUGGAAUGGAAUGUUGAACGAUUUUUCUGAUGGAAAUGUCGAGGGAAUAUUAUAUGCAUAUGGUAGACCUGACCGAAAACAGCUGCAAAAAGUGCAUAUCAGUGUCUAAAAAUGUAUAUAAAUUUUCGGUUAAAAAGUUCCAUCUGCAAGUCCUGCAAUGCAUCUUCUAUAUCGCGCAGAUAUUACAGACAUUUUUAUCAUUUCUUGUUGCAUGUUAUCUUCAGCAGUCUGGGAGUAAUAAAUUAGUCUGAGAGUAACUCGAUAAUUUGUUUAUUUAUAGAAAUUACUUUGUAGAAAUAUUUUAGUCUAAGUUUGUUUUAACCCUGAUGAUGGACGCUCAGUCCGAAAGCUUGGUUUUUAUUUAGUUUUUAACAUUAUAUUUUAAUAAUAAGGAUUUUUUAAUAGCCACAGACGACGGUGUUAGUUUUAGAGUAGCCAAAUGGAGUCGAAUAAUUUGCCGAAAAUUGACUGUUCCAACGAAGACUGAAUCAAACUCAAGCUAUUUUGAAUAAUCAUAGGUAGUACAUCGUGGCACAGGGAAGGUGAUGGUCCUGAAAGAAUUGAUAAGGUGUGAUGUUACCGCUCAAAAACAAUUUAUUAAAGAGGUAAGUUAAUCAAUCAAAUAAUCAUUUCCAUUGCUUUCUAGCCUUCACUGAUGUUUUCCGUUUCAUCGUUUCAGGUGACCUUACUUAAAACGCUCGAGCAUCCGAAUGUUUUAAAGUUCAUUGGUAUUUUAUACAAGAAUAAAGUAUUAAGUUUUAUCGCAGGUGGGGUGAAUUAACUUAUAACAAAAAAACAAAGUAGGUUGACCGUGUUAAUAAUGCAGUCGUUUUUAACACCUACACUAACGUAACUUACCCAUGUGGAUGGUUAGGUAGGGUGGGGUGGGGUGAGAGGUCUGCAGUUUGUUAGUUUACCAAACAAUUAGCCAUUCCGAAGUUGGUGAGUGGACUGGGGACGAGUGUUAAAAAGUGUCCAAAUUAAGAAAUGAACCAAAUCACUAAAACGAUCACCUCAAAAUGAGCAAGUAUACAAAGUUUGAAGACGUUUACAUGAAUACCCUUCGAAUAAUAAGCUUUCGAAAAUUGUGAAAUUACUGAUUAAAAGAUUGUUUUUGGGACGCGCGUCCCCCAAAACAAAAAUUACAGUACAUUUCAUAGUAAAUAUUGCGAUUUUCGAAAGCUUAUUAUUCGAAGGGUAUUCAUGUAAAUGUCUUCAAACUUUGUAUACUUACUAAUUUUAAGGUGGUCGUUUUAGUGAUUGGGUUCAUUUCUUAAUUUGGGCACUUUUUAACACUCGUCCCCAGUCCUCUCAUCAACUUCGGAAUGGCUAAUUGCAAUUACUUAAUUGGAUUCAGGUCAUGAAACCCGUCCCCAGGCUCGCGCUGUUAAUACCUUAGUUGUUAACCUUGGUUAUUGCAUAAUCUCACAUGAAAUAAUUUCCCGUCAUAGAAUAUAUAACUGGCGGAACGCUAAGAGGAAUACUGAAGGACCAAUCACGUGACUUAUCUUGGUCUCAAAGGGUUAAAUUCGCCAAAGAUAUUGCACUUGGAAUGGUAAGUUGACAGAUCUGCUGCACAAGUGUUUACAAGUACUUGAGAAAGCUUCAGAUUGAAAACGAUACAACUCAGUGACAAACACAAGCAGAAUUUCGACGUUCUCCUUGUAUUUUUCAGGUAGUUAUAUCCCUAUCCAUCUGAAGCUUUCUUAUUAUUGGCAAUACCUACACUGGCACACAUCGUACCAGAAUGUUUACCAAAGAUGUCUAUUUUAUUAACUUUUUUCUCAAUCUUUCAUUGCAGGAUUAUCUUCACAAAAUGAACGUGAUUCAUAGAGACCUCAAGUCCAAAAACUGUCUCGCCAGAAAAGAUGAGGUAACAGCUCAUCUGUCUUUCUGUGACUGGCGAUUGAUUUCUGUGUGCCAUAUGUCACAUGACUCCUGUAGUAUCAUUGGAUCAAUAACGAAUGACUCUUACUGGACCCCUAGGAAGAACGGUUUAGAACUGAUACCGCUAUCCAGUAGAAAUAAAGUUAGUUUAGUUUAGUUUAAUUAGGUUUUCUCCUGUAGUAACACUGGAUCAAUAAAGCCUGGUUCACACGAUGAAAUAAGCAUAAGCAUAAGCAUAAGCAUAAGCUAGCGGAACCUUUGAUGUAAGCAUAAGAAGAACGCAACAUUUGUUCUUCUUAUGUUAUGCUUAUGCUUACAUCAAUGGUUCCGCUGCUUGUGCUUAUGCUUAUUUCAUCGUGUGAACCAGGCUUAAGGGAUGACUCUUACUGGACCUCUAGGGAGAAAGAUUUAGAACUGAUAGAGCUAUCCAGUAGAAAUAAAGUUAGUUUAGUUUAGUUUAGGUUUUCUCCUGUAGUAACACUGGAUCAAUAAGGGAGGACUCUUACUGGACCUCUAGGGGGAACAGUUCUGUGGUUAAUAUCUGAUAGAGCUAUAUAUCCAGUAUCAGUAAUCUAAUAUUCAUUAUAAUAUCAGGGUAUGACAAUUGUCGUGGCAGAUUUUGGUCUGGCAGGAAUAAUGAGUAUCAAUGAGGAACAAACAAAUGGUCGAGAUCAAAACAACAAUGGAAAUAAACAUUCCAAUCUUUUAUCAGCACGCCCACCUCCACCGAAGAAACGGUAAUUACUCUUUGUAUAACACUCAGAGCAUAACAAAUAGUACGUUGUCUAUAAGCCUACGUUUGCACUAUACCAGAUAGUUUUCCGUAGCGGCGCGAAAAAGCAUCUAUCCGAUACGGAAUGUACAACUUUCAGAAGCUGAGCGAAAUAACAUCUUGCCGUUGUAGUAAUUCCUUUGAAAAUAGCGUUCCUAAAAGGCACGGGUGGGUAUUUUUUCACGUCGCUACGGAAAACUAUCCGGUACAGUCUUUGCCUACUAAGUUUUCUAACAAAGCUUUUAAUUUUCGCUGCUGUAGAACAACCGUCGUGGGUUCGCCUUACUGGAUGGCUCCCGAAAUGUUAAACGGUAUUGUUACAUUUUUCACUUGUAAAGCUGCUCUGUAGGGCAUCUAUUCUAAACUUUUUUUUAUUAUUGUUCAAGGAAAUGCUUAUGAUGAACGCGUGGAUAUUUUUUCAUUUGGAAUUAUUGUUUGUGAGGUAGAUAAAUGUUUCUUGAUGUUUUCCAGAUGCUUUUAUCUUUUAAACUUCUACUACAUAUCCCAAGUUAUAUGUUCUGCCAGGACCGUAUUUUCACAUAUUUUCUAUAUUUUAUUUUAAAGAUUAUCAGUAGAGUGAAAGCAAAUCCUGAUUUUAUUCCUCGAACGAAAGUAAGUCUCCUCUCAUGUUCCCACGUCUUUUCCUUCUCUUUUCAUUCUAUAAGGGACCGGUCAUUAUUUAUGGUCUGGUCGGUGUUGAAGAGAAAAUGGGUGGGUAAACAAAAUUUUAUGGGUGGAAAUGGGUGGGUUGAAUAAAAAUUCACCAAGCCAAGUAAAUUGACAAAAUUAAGUUAGGGUGGGUCUACGAUUUUUGAAUGAGUGCUGGGGUUGGGUAGAGAAAAAAUAAUUUUUUUGAAGGUUGGGUCCCUAAAUAAUUUGGCCAAGAUUAUAUGUCCAUACCAUCUCAACCUUGCUUCCUAAUCUUUUCAUUCCAUAAUGUCUCUGACCAGCUCUCCUUCAUCUCUUAUUACAUGUCCGUACCAUCUCAGCCUUGCUUCCCUCACCUUCUCCGUAAUGUGUACCACCUCACAUCUUCUGAUCUCUUCAUUCCAUAAUGUGUCUGACCAGCUGUCCAUCAUCGCUUCUUAUUACGUGUCCAUACCAUCUCAACCUUGCUUCCCUCACCUUCUCUGCAAUAUCUACCACCCCACAUCUUCUAAUCUUUUCAUUCCAUAAUGUCUCUGACCAGCCUUCCUUCAUCUCUUUUUAUUAAAUGUCUAUACAAUCUCAGCCUACGGCCACUUUUGAAUUCUUCAUUCCAUAAUCUUGUUGUUGUUUUUCAGGCAUUUGGUCUGGACGAGCCAUCGUUUGAGGGAAAGUUUUGUGAAAGUUGUCCGAAAUCGUUCUUUCAAAUUGCUUGUUUAUGUUGUGAUCUGGACCCCAGUGCCAGGUAAUAUCAACAAUAUUAAUGAUGAUAAUGAUUUCGCCCUCAUCAACUAUCACCUCUUAGUAUAAUUUCAGUAUUGAAAAAUUUCAGUAUUGACUAAUUGUUAAAUAGAAAAGGUAAUGUCAAUUACAAACAGUGUGGUUGCCCGAGACUUGUGAGCCGGGUAAGAGACAACUCAUUAAUGGACCAUUUGCAUUAUAGACUAAAUUUUGAUCUGGACAAAAAUUUCAUCACAGCUUGAAAGAGCAUCACAAAAUUAGUAAUAUUCCAAAGUUUCGUUGCGAAAUGUUGUAAAAUGCGGAUAAUAUAGCCUUGCGAAGUUUGCCGUUUUUCAGCAAUUUUGUAUUACGCACGGGAAAUUGACAGCCCAAUCGGGUGUUGGGGCAUCAAUUUCCCGUUCGUAAUACAAAAUGACUGAAAAUUGCAAAUUUCGCAAGGCUAUAUUAUCCGCAUUUUACAACAUUUCGCAACGAAACUUUGGAAUAUUACUAAUUUUGUGAUGCUCUUUCAAGCUGUGAUGAAAUUUUUGUCUAGAUCAAAAUUUAGUCUAUAAUGCAAAUGGUCCAUUAUUAAAUAGAAAAGAUAAUGUCCAUUACAAACAGUGUGGUUGCCCGAGACUUGUGAGCCGGGUAAGAGACACCUCUUUAACCACAUCUAUACUUGAUGAUAUUAAACAUUGAAAUCCACUCUGGCUACUCGCCCCCAAUGAGCUCCUAAAUAUCAGGAGUAAGAACUUCAGUCAUUCGGCCUAUGAGAAAAGUGAAGUCAAGAUGGCGGUCAUUGACGUCCAAUAGCUCUGAAGGUCGUAAACAGAUUUUAUACCAUUUUCCCAGCUAAUUCCAGUUUUUUUCUAACGGAUCGUAUCGCUAACCAAGUUAUCAGUGCGUAAAACCAUAGUAUUAUUCUUUAAAUCGAUGUCAAAAUACGAAAUUUCGGCACACUCCUUGCCAAGAUGGCGGAAAUUGAAGAGCUACCGUAAACCUCCGACUAUAAGCCCUGGGCUUAUAUUCUUUCGUAAGCGAUUUUUGAUGGGCUUAUACAAGGGGGGGGGGGCUUAUAUACGGGUGGGGGCUUAUACAUGGACGAUCCUUUGUGUUAGUGUAAUAGUGAUAAACAAGUAUAGUAAUAGUGAUAAACAAGUGUUAAGCAUAGUAAUAAUAGUGAUUAAUAGUGAUAAUAGUGAUAAACAAUGCAAUAGUGAUAAACAAGUGGGCUUAUAUUCGGGUGGGGGCUUAUAUUUGGAAUGAGGUGGGCGUUAGUGCAUGUGGUGGGCUUAUACACGGGGGGGGCUUAUAUUCGGGGGGGGGGGCUUAUAAUCGGAGGUUUACGGUAUUGGACGUCAGUUCCAGUGCUUUCUAUUAUUUCUGUAUGCGCGGUUAACAUGAAGCUGGCUUCACUUUUUGUACUCGCGUUCUCACUCCAGAUAUAUAUUAAGCUCAGUGCUCGCUCCUCACACUCGGUCGUCUUUUCAAUUUCAGGCCGACAUUUUCUUCCCUCAGUCACUGGCUGGAAGCUUUGUUAGUCCAUCUGGAGGUCGGUAUGCCAUUGCCGAGUGACGUUGCGUACUCGCUUUUACCAAAAAGCUUAAAAACAUCCGUCGUUAUAGACGCGAAAGAGACGGAUCUUGCACGGUGAAAUAUUGUUGGGUUUCAAUAAGCGUUACAGGGCUAGAAAUUGUGGUCAACUUCAGAAAUAUUGAGUAUCAUGCCAGUGAUCCUUUGGGCGCUUGGCGUCCCAGAAAAUGGCUUACUCUUGAGAUAUUUAUAACUGAUCUCCAAUAUUUACUUGGUAUUGGCCAGGGGCGGCGGAAAGUCGAUAAUUGAGAGGGGGGGCUGAUAUUCAUAUAUUCAUGUUCUGCAUCAUUUAUUUCCUUUGAAAGCGAUUGUUUUUACAGUCUGUGAACACGAAUAUAUGAAUAUCAGCCCCCCCCCCCAAUUAUCGACUUUCCGCCGCCCCUGGUAUUGGCCCAUAUUUAUCGGAAUCCUAUUGAAAAACAACUCAACUCGUUAGGAAAAGAAUUUCUCACUCUGAUAACUGCAGGUUGACCACCAUCUGCUGCACGAUAGUGCUUAUUGAAACUGGAAUGAAAAUUGUUAAAAUAACCAUAAAAUUGGUUAAAAUGGUCAGAUGGCUCGGAUUCUAUUUGAAUGCAGGCCAGUCGAGUUCUAACGCGAGACAACCAGGCAUCUAGCACGACCUAGACUAAUUUAAAAUGUAUAUAUGCAUCUACAUAUAGACGGAUUUAUAACGUGGUACGGCCCCUUUUUUUGCUCACAGAUGAGAUUUUAAUUAAGCACAAACAAAGAAAAUGUUAAUAUAGGAGUUUCGUAUAGAUAUAUUUAAUAUGGAAGAUAAUUAUUAAAUGUAGAAUAAAGUCGGAAUAAUUGUUUAGCUACUAAAUUAAAUUAACCAUUAAUAAUUCAUGAGUAAAUUAGCCAACCAUAUUGCCUUAUU
Messenger RNA from Paramuricea clavata, 14403 nucleotides. The record is from the annotation of a GenBank genome assembly. Lineage: Eukaryota; Metazoa; Cnidaria; Anthozoa; Malacalcyonacea; Plexauridae.